AUGAGCCGUAUCUCUUUCAGAUCAUCUACUGGAGGGGGCAUGAGGGGCUUUAGCUCAGGCUCUGCUAUUGUAGGAGGUAGUGGUGGUGGGACCAGAAGCAGUUUUAGCUCUGUUUCUGUCUCCAGAGUUGGAGGAGGAAGAGCUGGAGGUGGAGGAGGCUUUGGAGCUGGCGGUGGCUUCGGCAGCAGAAGUCUCUAUAACUUGGGUGGAAGCAAAAGAAUUUCCUACAGCUCGGUCGGUGGAGGUCUACGGAGUGGAGCCGGGGGAGGAUACAGCUUCGGUCUUGGCUAUGGUGGCGGAGCUGGCUUUGGCUUAGGAGGAGCCGGUGGUGGUGGUGGCUACGGGCUGGGAAGUGGAUUUGGGCUGGGAGGGCCCGGAUUUGGUGGCCGAGGUGGCUCCGGGUUCCCUGUUUGCCCACCUGGUGGCAUCCACGAAGUGACUGUCAACCAGAGCCUCCUGGCACCCCUCAAGCUGGAUAUCGAUCCGGAAAUCCAGAAAGUGCGAACACAGGAGAGGGAGCAGAUCAAGACCCUCAACAAUAAAUUUGCCUCCUUCAUUGACAAGGUGCGCUUUUUGGAGCAGCAGAACAAGGUGCUGGAGACCAAGUGGACCCUCCUCCAAGAGCAGGGUCACACUGUCACCAGGAAGUCCCUGGAGCCCAUUUUCGAAGCCUACAUCAACAACCUCCGGCGGCAGCUCGACAGCCUGAUGGGAGAGAGGGGCCGGCUGGACUCCGAGCUCCGGAGCAUGCAGGACAUGGUGGAGGACUUCAAGAACAAAUAUGAAGAUGAGAUCAACCGGCGCACAGGUGCUGAGAACGAGUUCGUGGUCCUCAAGAAGGACGUGGAUGGUGCUUACAUGAACAAGGUUGAGCUCCAGGGCAAGGCCGAUGCGCUGGCAGAAGAAAUCAACUUCCUGAGAGCUCUGUAUGAAGCGGAGUUGUCCCAGAUGCAGCAGCAAGUGUCUGACACCUCCGUGGUGCUGUCCAUGGACAACAACCGGAACCUGGACCUCAACAGCAUCAUCGCCGAGGUGAAGGCGCAGUACGAGGACAUCGCCAACCGGAGCCGCGCUGAGGCUGAGGCUUGGUACCAGAACAAGUACGAGGAGCUCCAGGUCUCUGCUGGGAGACACGGGGAUGACCUGAGGAACACCAAGAUGGAGAUUUCAGAGAUCAACCGGAUGGUCCAGAGGCUGCGGAAUGAGAUCGACAGUGUGAAGAAACAGUGUGCCAACCUCCAAGCAGCCAUCGCUGAGGCCGAGGAGCGGGGCGAGAUGGCCCUCAAGGACGCCAAGGCCAAGCUGACGGAGCUGGAGGAUGCCCUGCAGAAAGCCAAGGCUGACCUGGCCCGGCAGCUCCGGGAAUACCAGGAGCUCAUGAAUGUCAAGCUGGCCCUGGACAUCGAGAUUGCAACCUACAGGAAGCUGCUGGAGGGCGAGGAGAGCAGGCUUGCUGGAGAAGGAGUCGGAGCUGUCAGUGUCUCCGUGGUCAGCAGCUCCAGCGGGAUGGGCUACGGCGGCGGGAGCUGCCUGGGCCUGGGCGGGGGGCUCGGAAUGGGCGGUGGCGGCGGCAGCAGCAGCUACACCAUGAGCAGCAGCGGCUUUGGAGGCGGCAGCGGAGGCUUUGGUGGCAGCGGAGGCUUCGGCGGCGGCAGUGGAGGCUUCUCCGGGGGGCUCAGCUAUGGCGGAAGCAGCUCCUUCAGCUCUGGGAGCAGCCGGGGCGUCAGCACCAGCACGGGAGGCAGUGUCAGGAUCGUUUCCAAGACCACCACCAGCAAAAAGACCAUCAGAUAA
Molecule: messenger RNA, 1794 nt
Organism: Pyrgilauda ruficollis (rufous-necked snowfinch)
Lineage: Eukaryota; Metazoa; Chordata; Aves; Passeriformes; Passeridae
Product: keratin, type II cytoskeletal 6A-like
Exons: 10
Coding region: 1-1794 (597 amino acids)
Biological process (GO): intermediate filament organization; keratinization
Cellular component (GO): keratin filament
Molecular function (GO): structural constituent of skin epidermis
Source: RefSeq, a predicted model, not a curated record